Sinocyclocheilus rhinocerous is the source of this 5428-nucleotide messenger RNA. RefSeq names its product La ribonucleoprotein 4Aa (gene larp4aa). Gene Ontology annotation, cellular component: cytosol; cytoplasmic stress granule. Bases 463 to 2832 code for a protein of 789 amino acids. The transcript has 17 exons. Gene Ontology annotation, biological process: positive regulation of translation. Lineage: Eukaryota; Metazoa; Chordata; Actinopteri; Cypriniformes; Cyprinidae. Gene Ontology annotation, molecular function: mRNA 3'-UTR binding. The record is from RefSeq and is a predicted model, not a curated record.
CUGAGGAGUGUGGGACGGUGUUAAUGUCUGCCUACUCAUUGGUAAGGUGCGUGUCCCCUGUGUCCGCUUCGGUCGCCCGUUUAGGAAUGCACUCUAUGGCACUGACGCUUGGCUAAAUCGCGAAGAAGGCGCGUUAGGAACGAAUUCGCUAUUUUCGGCGCUUGCGCUGUCAUUUUCACCCGUCGGUUGACAAACAUCGGAGCCUGCGCCGUAUUUGUCGAUGCAUUGAUAGCUAGCCAGCUAGUUAGCAGGAGAACUAGCCCAUUCGGUGGCUAGCCAGCCAGCACGCAUUCUGAGCUUUCAUUACCGAGCGCUCAAUAAGUUUAGGUUCUUCAACCGGACCGCCUACUGUGCGCAUACUGGUGUAUUUAUUAGCUAAUUAACGUUACUCGAUCAGCAAAAAGAGGGACUCGAGGGGGGCAGGGAGAGAACGACGGAGGCGCGGUGAGCCAGGAGCGGCCGAUGAGUUCAGACCAGGGCGGAGAGCCGCAGCUGCAGGAGGAGGCUGAGCCGGGACCCAAACCCCGUGGGGAGGACGAGAUCACACCCGGGACCGGGGGAGACUCGGGCGUCAUGGUCACUGCUAAAGGAGCUGGUCUGAACCCUAAUGCCAAGGUGUGGCAGGAGAUCCCAGCAACACAAAGCGAAGCUCCUGUGGAUGGCACUGUGGCCUCCCCCUGGUCCCAGAACAAUACAGCUGAAGAUAACUCUGUAGGUAAACAGUACAUGCCUGGCUUCUCCACUCCUGAGGACAACAGCACCACUGGUACUGUAGUAGGUGUGGUGAACGGUAUGGACCCCCCUGACCAAAGCUUCCCGGUUUCUGAGCACACUACAGCAACUAAUGUGGAGUCCAAGCUCCCUGAGGAACAGCCUGUCUCUCAAGAGACUUUGCGUGAGUCUCUCAAAAAAGAAUUGGAGUUCUGUUUCUCCAGGGAGAACUUAUCUAAGGAUCUUUACCUAAUAUCUCAAAUGGACAGUGACCAGUUUGUCCCUAUUUGGACUAUUGCCAGCAUUGAAGGAAUCAAGGUCCUCACAACUGACACGGACCUCAUCUUGGAUGUUCUCAGAUCAUCUCCAAUGGUUCAAGUUGACGAAAAAGGAGAAAAGGUGCGGCCAAAUCACAAGCGAUGCAUCAUCAUUCUGCGAGAAGUCCCUGAAACAACACCUGUUGAGGAAGUGGAAGCCUUGUUUAAGAAUGACAACUGUCCCAAGGUAAUAAGCGUGGAGUUUGCACACAACAACAACUGGUACAUUACAUUCCAAUCGGAUACAGACGCUCAACAGGCAUACAAAUAUUUAAGGGAAGAAGUGAAGACAUUUCAGGGAAAACCAAUCAUGGCCAGAAUAAAAGCCAUCAACACGUUCUUUGCGAAGAAUGGUUACCGCAGCCUGGACUGCAGUGUGUAUCCUCAGCAAUCUCACACUCAGUCCCAGUACAGCUCCCCUCUCUUCAUGCAGCCUGUUUACAGCCCCCAGCAGCAGUACCCACUCUACGGCAUAGUACCUCCUACCUGGACGCCAUCUCCGACUCCAUACUUUGAGACACCCCUCGCACCUUUUCCCAACAGUGGUUUUGUCAAUGGAUUUAGCUCACCUGGACACUACAAAACUGGCUCAACUUCUCUCAACCUUAGCCGUCCCUUUAGCAGGAACCGUGUUCCACUCUAUUCAAGAAAGAAUGUAAUAAAUGCCUUCAGGAACCAUGUGAAGCCUCAGACGAGGGCUAAUGAUGGGCCGUCUUCCACUGUGUCUCCGGUGGCUCUUGUGGAUGGGUUGUCUGGUCUGCACAGUCCCCAGCCUCCAUCCAGCGCCGGGCCAGUGCUGUCAUCCACUGAACUCAACUCAUCCUUUCCACACCUAGCUUCCAAUGAUCCAACUGAUGAUGGUACCAUGGCGGGACGGGGAAGGAGAACGACAUACAGAGGCACUCGAAGGCGGCGAGAGGAUGAUCGCACAACAAGACCAGUUCCCCUGUCUCAAGUGAAGGUACCGCCCCCCAAGUUUGACCUGGCUGCCUCCAACUUCCCUCCGCUGCCUGGCUGCUCUGCCAGUCCGCUGGGGGAGCCUGUGCUGGAGAACCGGCUCUCUGAUGUUGUACGGGGCCUGAAUAGGGAAAAGCAGCAGGAUUCAAACAAAGAGUCCGCUGCGAGUCCCGCAGGCCCAGCCUCAGAGGAGACCGUCUCCAGGCCCACCCAGCCUGUAGCCAAGAUGACUGCUCACGUCCCUGAUCCCGUGACCUCCAGCUCCAACCACCUGGAGAAGAAACCAGAGAAGGUGGAGCCUCCGGUUUAUAAAGAGACGUCUGUGACCUCUGCCCCCGUUGCAGCCAUGCCACCCACCCCUGCCCCAACAGCACCUGGUCCAAAGCCUCAGGCCAGCUCGGCCACACCUGCAGCCACCCCCCAAUCUAACACUGCCCCCUCCAGUACUCCUGCGCUGGAACCUCGCAAGCUCAGUUAUGCUGAAGUAUGUCAGCGACCACCUAAGGAUCCCCCUCCUUCAGCAUCCACUUCCAGCCCCAACAAUGCAAGCACGCAGCCUCUGAGAGAGCUGCGCGUCAACAAGGUGGAGGAGCAACAGCCCUCCAGCCCUGCAAACAAACAGGAGCGGCCUCAGGAAACGGGGGGAAACUGCAAGGCCAGGGAGGGCCGACCGGCCCGUGACUCCCAGGGCUUUUCUCGCAGCAAUGGACCCCCCAGAACCAGUGCAGGGAGGUUCAAGCUACGGGAGCAACAGAGACGCCCUCCUUUUGGCCAACGUGGUUCCCCCCAGGGAGGUUCCAGACACACUGGGAAAGAGCAGAACAUCCCCCCCAUAUCGCCAAAGUAAAGACUAUAAACAGAAAUCCUUAAUGUAUGAAUAUUUACACACGCAUAUAUAUAAGAUAUAUAUAUGUAAAUAUAUAUAAAGAGAUGAAAUAUGAUAUAAAAUUCAAAAUUUAAAAUGGUAUUCACCUCUCCUGCCUGGAGCACUUCCAGAGGAAAAGUCUCAUGAAGUGACAAUGCACAGACUGGGGUAUCCAGGCAAAAUGGGCAUCAGAAAUUAGAAGCAGUUGUUGCUUGCUGAAGGACGCCAUCGAAUAGGAAACAAAAAAAAACAAAAACAUUUUAUGCUUCUAACUUGACAAUGUCCCUUCAGAAUGUAAAUCCAUGUGAGUUUUUUUUUCUUCUUGAAAGGAGGGUGGCCUCUCAGCUUGGGAGAGGGGAAAAUGGGUGGUCUGAUGGCCCUGAUCAGUGUCUGCAAAGAGCAUAUGCACUAAGAAAAGGAACAUGCAUAAACGAUGUCAUGUACCUAUACAAAGAUAUCACUUUGACAUGCAAUGAUUCAUCUUUUUCUUUUCUUUAGUUUUCGGGUGCUUCAUUCACAAUCACAGGACACUGAGCGCUCGCCCCCGGGGUGGUUUGACCGUGUAAAUGAAAUUUUGUGGUUUGCUUUAGAGUCGAUUCAUCUGGGAUUUAGAUCCCGUGUAGAAUACGCCACGCGUGCUUAAGUGAAUAAUUUCGCAAGUAUCUUUAGGGCUGACAGUGCGAUUUGGUCUGGAGUUUUGCAUUAGUUCGUGUGACAUACUGUAGCUCGUGAUUAAUUCUGGAACGGGCGUUCGGAUUUACUUACGAUCAACUUUGGAGCCUUGUUAAUGUUUCAAAUAUAUAGCCUACUGUCACUUCGUGAAGUCAAAGCCUGCCAAUUAUGAUGCUGUUAUGUCACUGGUUUGCUGAUGGGUGAUUCGUUUCUUUUUCAUUUUAUGUGUGAUUUUGUCAUUGUUUUUGUAGCUAGUUUGAGUAACCAACAGCCUGUGAAUGAUAACUCUAACAGUCAGGUACAUAGGUACUCAUGAACUUUGUGUCAUCUCAGAUUUGUCAUUUUUGUGCAUUCUCCUUCCUGGACUGCUCAAAUAUCCUGAUAAUCAGUCAGGCUCUUGACUAUGUUUACAACAAGGUGGUGGUGGAUUGGAGUAAUGCAAGGCAGAGUCAGAAUCAUGUUCAUUAUGUGGAUAGGUUCUUAUUUAGAGGGUUUCUUAUAUUAAUUGUCAGUACAUUCAGAGUUGGUUGGUUGUAUGGAGCAGUUGGUCGUCAAGCUGGUCUGAAGUUUAGUUUCUAUCCAUUACUGUUGAAAUGAUAAAAUAUGGUUACCACUGUUAUAUCUAAAAUAAGGCACAAUCAGCUCAUCUUUUUGUGUUUCAGUAGAAGAAAUCCUAAAUUGUUUAGCUUUUGGUCAUUUAGAAACCAAAAUCAACAGUGCUGGUCUCUUUCAGCCAUUUUUAUGAUGAUUUAUGUGCAAAUCUAAUGCCCAGAGUGGGUUAUCUGGCUCAGGGUGACGUUUCAUCUCAUUCCUGUCAUUUACAGCACCAAUACUGGUCUCGCAUUUUUAUGAACUUCCAAUUCGACAAAGUAUGCAGUUUUAUUGUUUGAAGGAGAUGAGAUUGAAAGGAGAAUUGAAUGUUAUAUGCUCGGUAGCCCCUGAAUGUGUCCUCCAUGAAUUGUAAUACAAACCCCUUAUUUAAACGAAUACAUUUCUUCCUCCCUAAAUAGAGCAUUUUGACUGUUGGAUAAAUGGCAAUAUCUGUGCAAAAUCCUCUCGUUAUGAUUGCUGCAAAGUUUCAUAUAGCUUUGCCAUGGAAAUGUGAGUGUCGUCAUUGCUAUGCCAAUGCCAGCGUGUGUUUGUUUUUGUUUUUUUGGAUAGGGUGGCAUGUGUUUGGAUAAUUAGAAAUUGACAGUUGCUUUGGUAGCUGGUACCUGAUAGUGACUGUGGGGAAUAAGAAUAGCAGGGGUGCGUUCAUUACAAAAAAGUUGCUGUGGUGAAUUGGUGCCGUUAUUUGAACGUUUAAUCAGGAGGAUACAGUAUUGCUGUUCAAUUCAUUGUAAAGUAUUGCUUUUAAAAAUUGGUUUUUAAUUAAUUUUAAUUCUGCUGUCCAUCCCCCAUGCAACCCCCGUCCCUUGUAAGUUUGUUAUCAUGACUAUGUACAAAAAGACAUUGGGAGAGAAUCACAGAUUUAACAUAUUUGUAUUUUUUAUUUUUUUUUAUUUCAGCAGAGAAAAUACUUGAUGCAUUUACUAGAGGCUUAGUAAUGCGGUAAAUAACAAAUCACUGGGGCUUUUUUUCCUUGUUUUCAUUAAUGAAUAUGAGCAGCUAGUGGUUUAGGAUAAUGAAAUGCACUAACUUUGUUUUAAAAAAAAAAACUUAUUGUUAUGUAAUGUGAAAUUAUACUAGGAGCAUAAGGUAAUGAUAUUGAUGUUGACAGGCUUGCAGAAAUCUACAGAAAAUAGCAAAUUUCUCUUUAAUGUUUGGGUUAUUACCGUUAAUUGAUUUAGGGGUUGGUGUGGCAAAGGGAAGAAUUAUAUAACAAUGGAUUGAAGUUAGACACUAAAUUCUAGCUGUCUGCAUAAAAUGUCACAAAAAGAAAAUAAAUUAUUUUGUUUUGGCCUUA